Molecule: messenger RNA, 3319 nt
Organism: Sesamum indicum (sesame)
Lineage: Eukaryota; Viridiplantae; Streptophyta; Magnoliopsida; Lamiales; Pedaliaceae
Product: receptor-like protein EIX2
Molecular function (GO): protein binding
Source: RefSeq, a predicted model, not a curated record
UUAUGGGUUUAUCUUGUAGGGUUGAUUUACAUUGAUUAAGCUAAGUCAAGUUCGAAUGUCGUCUUCUUUGUUGACUUUUGCUUAAACAAAAACAAGAAUAUCUCAAAGAUUAAUGGUGCAAGAGAGACUCAAAAACCGAUCACAUCCAAUUCCGAAACAGAACUCAGCCAUAUUUGACUUCAUCCCACAAACCAUCACUUCUAAAAUGAAGUGCUUUCGGCUUCUUGCUUUGUUGCUUGUCCUGUUACUAGUAGCAGUAACCUUCAUGUCCAUCCUCGUACAUUCUUCACAACUCAAUAACACCAAUAGAGCCGUCAGGUGCUGGGACAGGGAGAGACAAGCUCUUCUCAACAUUAAAGAUGAGCUUGUCGACACUUAUGGUCAACUCACCUCUUGGGGCAACGAUGAUGAUAAAAGGGAUGACUGUUGUGAAUGGAGGGGAGUUCACUGUCAUAAUAGAUCCAAUCAUGUCACACAAUUGAAUCUGGGUCAAUUACAAGGUAAGAUUAGCACUUCUUUACUUGAAUUGCAGCACUUGCGAUACUUAGACCUCAGUUUUAAUGAUUUUGAGCAUGCCCCGAUUCCUGAGUUCUUUGCUUCACUCACCAAACUACGGUAUCUCAAUCUUGCUCGUUCUAAUUUCAGUGGGCCAAUCCCACGUCGAAUAGGGAACCUAUCCAAAUUGCUCUAUUUUGAUAUUUCCUACAACGACUGCUACAGUGAAAACAUUGAUUGGGUCCUUAGUUUUCAUUCACUUGAACACCUUGGCCUGAGUUCUACAAACCUCUCAAAAGCAACCAAUUGGUUACAACCACUAAGCAAGCUGACUUCCUUAAAAGAGUUAUACUUGGCUGAGGGAGCUCUCCCAGAAAUAUCUCCUUCUUUGCUACCCAAAAUCAAUGGUUCCGCCCCUCUUGCCAUUCUUGAUCUCUCAUCAAACUCUUAUCCAUCAAUCAUGAUGUUAUUCCGUUGGUUCUCAAACUUCAGCGGCACUGGUAUGACAUCUAUCAAUCUAGCUGGUAACAGCAUGGCUGGUCCCAUUUCUGAUGUUUUUGAGAAGAUGGUGUUACUUGAAUUUCUUGAUCUCAGUCAAUGCGAUAUCCAAGGUGGGAUUCCUAAGUAUUUUGGGAAUAUGAGCAGUUUAACAAGCUUAGUCAUGUAUGGAAGUAAUUUGACUGUGGACUUUUCCGAGUUAAUAAUGAAUUUGUCUGGGCCGGUACAGAAAAAACUAAAGUACCUUGAUUUGAGUUGGAAUAAUCUAAGUGGAUUGUUCCCCAACAUGUCAGGAUUUUCUUCCUUGAUUCAUUUACGACUUGAGAGAAACCAGUUGAAUGGAUCCAUCCAAGAAGGCCACCUACAACUUCCCCAGCUUGAUUUUCUUGCUUUGUCUUCAAACAGGCUUAGUGGUCCAAUACCUGAUCUAUCAUUUUCUUCGUCAUUGGGAUUUUUACAUCUAGACAAUAAUACGUUUAAUGGAACUUUAACUCAAAGCAUUGGAAGCCUCUCUCAGUUACGAGUAUUGGACUUAUCUUUUAACUCGUUUCUGGAAGUCAAGUUCGACCCUUAUUGGGUUCCUACUUUCCAACUAGGUUAUUUGAGCUUGAGGCAUUGUAAACUAGGGAAAUAUUUUCCUGCCUGGAUCAUAACACAGAAAGAACUUGAACAUCUUGAUAUAUCAAAUACUGGGAUUUCAGACAUCUUACCUAGCUGGUUGGUUCUCGUAUCUCCUAGACUCAUACAUCUGAAUGCAUCAAACAACCAAAUGUACGGUGUUUCAAGACUAAGAGAUGCCUUGGUACCUCGUUCUCGUCUACGUGCAACGACAUUGGAUAUAUCAAGAAACAAAAUUUCGGGUUCAUUAGAUUUUUUGUGCUAUGUCCAAGAGUGGGGGUUGCUCGACCUCUCAGACAACCAUUUCUCUAGCCAGAUUCCUGAUUGUUUCGCCAAUUUUCGGUGGUUAAGAUUUCUUAAUUUAGCAAACAAUCACUUGUCCGGGGAGAUACCUUAUUCAUUUGGCUUGCUUAGUUCCCUCACUUUGCUGCAUUUACGUAGCAAUAGUCUCUCAGGUGAACUUCCCACAUCUAUGAGGAAUUGCACGAGUUUGGAGAUGAUUGAUGUUGGGGAUAAUAGACUUAUUGGGAGAAUACCAGAUUGGAUAGGGGAUAGCUUCCCUGAGCUAAGAGUUCUUGUCCUUCGGUCUAAUGCGUUUUAUGGUAGCAUGCCUUGGAGUCUAUGUCGUCUAGCAAACCUUCAAAUCUUAGACAUCUCUUCCAACAAGAUUUCCGAAGUUAUACCAAAGUGUCUUCAAGAUUUCAAUGCUAUGACUACAGACUUGAAUCCUGAUCCAUUCUCGAACCCUUGGGGCACAUUGCAAGUUCCAUCAGAUUACACAUGGGAAAUAUCAAACAUCAAAUCCUUUCAAAGUGCAUAUUUCAUGUGGAAAGGAAUGGAGGUGAAGUACACAAAUCAUUUGGGACUCGUGAAGCUAAUCGAUUUUUCAAACAAUAAUUUAGCAGGUGAAAUACCUUCGGGCAUCACAAAAUUAGUUGGUUUGGUGGGACUCAACAUCUCCUGGAAUAAUUUAAUCGGACCCAUUCCUUCAGACAUCGGGCAAUUGAAGUCCUUGAAUUUUCUUGAUUUCUCAAGGAACCACCUCUCAGGUGGUAUUCCAACUAGUCUUGGCACUCUGAGCCACCUUGGAGUCUUGGACUUGUCCUACAACGACUUGUCUGGAAGAAUUCCUCUGAACGGUCAAGGGCUUACUUUUCCUGUAUCAGCUUAUGUAGGUAAUGCUGGCCUAUGUGGAAGACCACUCAAUAAGUCUUGCCCGGGAGAUGAAUCUUAUCAAGAUCCAAAUUCAAAAGUCAACAGUGGCAAUGUAAUAACAAAAGGAGAAUCUGAAGAUGAUGGGUUUAUAACACAAGGAUUUUAUGUCACACUCGGACUUGGUUUCAUUAUUGGAUUUUGGGGAAUCCUUGGAACAAUAUUGCUCAACAAACGAUUCAGAUAUACAUUUUUCAAGCACUUGGACAGCAUUGGAGAAUCUAUUUUUCCAAGGAAUAGAGCUAAAGAGGCCCGUUUGUGGAAAUGUUUCCAAAAUCAGUGAGCAUGUACUUUCUAAUUAUGUUCUGCUUUCUUUUUCUGAUAACUACACUUUCUUUGAGCUCUCGACAGCCCAGUUCGCCAACAAUGGAAAUUGUUAGGAAUUCAUAAUCCAAGUAAACAGUAUUUAUUUCUUUUUAUUUAGAAUUUUAAGAUUUCUUUCAUCUGUAACACUAAUUGUACUAAUAAUAUUUUGUACUAACAUCAACAUUGACCA